This is a messenger RNA of Phycodurus eques (leafy seadragon), 2996 nucleotides long. RefSeq names its product alanyl-tRNA synthetase domain containing 1 (gene aarsd1). Gene Ontology annotation, biological process: regulation of translational fidelity; tRNA aminoacylation. Lineage: Eukaryota; Metazoa; Chordata; Actinopteri; Syngnathiformes; Syngnathidae. The transcript has 12 exons. The record is from RefSeq and is a predicted model, not a curated record. Gene Ontology annotation, molecular function: aminoacyl-tRNA ligase activity; ATP binding; Ser-tRNA(Ala) deacylase activity. Bases 86 to 1324 code for a protein of 412 amino acids.
AUGUUAGCACUGCUAGUUAACGUCCAACUCCAUUGUACAUGUUCUCGUGUCUAAACAAUUACAUUUGUCCGCAAAAUAGCUCAGUAUGGCUUUCCAAUGUCAGCGGGACUGUUAUAUGAAAGAGUUUGUCACAACGGUAGCUUCGUGUUGCCCUGCGGAGCUCAAGCAGGAAAUCGGUGGAAAGAAAGAAACUUUGAAGGGAUUCACUGUAAAGCUGCAAGACACCAUCUUAUUUCCAGAGGGAGGUGGCCAGCCAGAUGACCGUGGGCUGAUCGCGGACAUCCCCGUUUUGAGGGUGACCAGACAGGGUCAAGACGCCGCUCACUUUGUGGGCUCGCCCCUGGAGGCGGGUCAGGAGGUGCGAGUGAAGGUGGACUGGGGGAGGCGGUUUGACCACAUGCAGCAGCACUCUGGACAACAUUUGAUCUCAGCCUUGGCAGAAACCAUAUUUGGAUACAUGACCACAUCUUGGGAGCUUGGGCGUCAGAGAAGUAACAUUGAAUUGGACACCCCAUCUGUUAAAGCAGCCCAAGUCCAGGCACUGGAGGAUGCUGUGAAUGAGAAGAUCAGAGCUCACAUACCAGUCAAUGUUAAAUUACUUUCUAGUGACAGUCCUGAGGUGGAAAAAGUGAGGAGUCAAGGGUUGCCAGACGACCACACGUGGCCAAUUCGAAUUGUUGAUAUCGAGGGUGUUGACACCAACAUGUGUUGUGGAACGCACGUGUCCAACCUCAGUCACUUACAGGUAAUUAAGCUGCUGGGGACGGAGAAGGGAAAGAAAAACAAAACCAACCUGAUUUUCCUGGUGGGAAACCGGGUGCUGAAAUAUGCAGAGAAAAGCUACAGCACCGAGCGCUCUUUGGUGGCUCUUCUCAAAACUGGACCUGAUGAGCAUGUGGGGGCUGUGGACAAGCUGCAGAAGUCCAUGAAGCUUGUGCAGAAAACCAACUUAAGCCUGCUUCGAGACAUGGCCCUCCUUGUCACGCACAACUUUAAGAAUGACCCACAAAGGGGUAACUUCUUCAGCUUGCACAAAAAAGGAGGAGACAAUGAAUUCAUGAAUAUCAUUGUCAAUGAAAUAAACACUGAGGAAACUUUGGUUUUCCUGACUGUAGGAGAGGAAAAGGGGCCUGGUUUGUUUCUGCUUGCCGGACCAAACGAGCAAGUGACAGAGAUUGGCCCACGGUUGUUAGAGCUGCUUCAAGGGAAGGGAGCAGGAAAAAACGGCCGUUUUCAAGGCAAAGCGAACAGCCUGGCACGGAGAGCUGAAGUGGAAGCUUUACUACGACAACACUGCAAUCAUCAUACCAAACAAGAAGAAUAAAUACAGCCAUGGCUUAAUUCUUAGUUUAUUAUUAACAACAACACAAAAAGGGAAACAAAACAUUUCAGGGGACAAUUAGUUUGCAGCUCAUCUGAUCAAGGUAAUGCCACAAUGUUGGCUGAUGACAUGUUCAAUGUAUACAAUCAAUACGUGAAAUUUCUAAUUUAAAAAAAUGUAAUACAGUCAUGUUAUUUUUUUUCCCAUCCAAAACAUUGUAAUCAGUAUUGUGCUUUUAAGUGAUGUUUAGAACAUUAGGAAUUGAACCCACUGAGCUAUACCAGUGUUUUAAGUAGAAAAGUCAAUCACCAAUCUUGUUGAAUUAAUCACAGAUUCGUGCUUGGCAGAAUGUUAAAAUAGUGCAAACAAGCAAGCAUACCCCCAAAUUCACAAUUUCUCUUAAAAAAAAAGAGACAACACAUGAGUAAAAAGACAACGAGAUUGUUGGCCAUUGCUGUACUGUGAUCCUUUUGGCAUUUCCAGUCCUUUGCGGGUCGACCGCACUUUGUCAGUUGUACGCUUUAUUUUAGUGGCUUCACUAUCUUCAUGGAGAUGUAGUUCUGGAAAAGGCAAAAAAUAGAUAAAUUGUAUCAAUUGACAUCACUUGAAAAUCAAGCACAGAAGCUAUUUAAUCUUGGCUAGAUUUGACCUUUUGCAGUGUUACAUGAUACGAUAUCCCAGCAAGGGGGAUAAUGCUUACCGGUAGAGAGUACAGCAAGAUGGCGAGGAAGAGGAGCACAAUGGUGAGAAUAAUGAGUCCAAUGAAGAGACACCGGAACCUUCGCCAUACAAUGAACUUCAUGGUCUUGCAUGGGUUGGUGAACCAAAAGAAGGAUGUUUCUGGGCGCCUGUUGGUUAUGGAGAUCACGUUUUACUUCAUCAGAAUAACCAAUUUGACAAAAUCAUGUCCACGUUGAAGAAUAUAAAAUAUAUUUGUUGGUGGGCUCCUACUUGGGAGGGUCCAGUUUAGGGUUCAUGUUUGGUUCAUCCCUGCCUUUUCCUGCCGGUUUUUCAUCCACAUCAGCUUCACUCACAAUUUCCAAAGUCAUCUCUACUUUGCCCUAUGGAUGCAUAACAACAGCUCAGAGGCCUGAUGAUGUGAAAUCAUAUGUUAAAAAAAACCCCAAAAAACCAUUUAGAUCAUACAGUAUAUUACACAAUAUUGUGCAUCCUCACCCCUAAGGCCUUGUGCCCAUCUCGCUCAAUAGAACAGGGCCACCAGCCCCUCACUGACUUCUGGGUAAACAGACACUUGGCAGGUUCAGGCUUGUGUUGCACAUCUGUAUCCACAUUGUCCAUCAUGGACAGUGAGCACUUCUCGGGUGUCUUUGCAGGGGGAAUCAAGUUGUGCAAAUAGAGCUCCAGCGUUCCUGGGAUCAAAGCAAAGACACAUUCCCAACCAAGCCACAUUUUAAAUUGGAGAAAGAAAAAAAAAAAAAAAAAUCUCACUGCAGACCAAACAAAAAUCUCAAAUAAAUUCUAUACAGUAUGCUACUUUGUGUGAAAUCUGGGCCUGUUUAAUUGAACACAAAGCCACUCUUAUAUGAAUGGAAAAGUGGAUACACAGGUUAGUUGUGGUUUCUGCCAUCUAGUGGAAGAGCAUUUAAUUUUUCUGCUUAUCACUAUAUGUUCUUGGCAUUGAUGGGAUGAAUAAAGAUAGAUUGUCUGUAGUAAU